This is a messenger RNA of Agrilus planipennis (emerald ash borer), 1587 nucleotides long. RefSeq lists its product as uncharacterized. The transcript is spliced from 2 exons. The coding region runs from base 143 to 1489 and encodes 448 amino acids. NCBI's taxonomy places the organism in Eukaryota, Metazoa, Arthropoda, Insecta, Coleoptera, Buprestidae. The record is from RefSeq and is a predicted model, not a curated record.
AAUUACUCGUAUAUUAUUGUUAUUAUUUUAUAUAUUCCCAACGUACUUUUGAAUUAACCCAUGUUUAUUUAGUAUUUCAUUCAUCUUAACAGCAGCGAGCAUUAUUGUCCACACCUUUGAUUUAAUUUAAAUUGUGAAUAAAAUGGUUAAUGUUCAUCGAAUUGUGCUUUAUAAUAUAGAUAAUAAUAGUAGCUACCCACACUCGUUAUUGUUUUUGAAGGGUGUAAUAGAGAACUGUGGAGUAAAAUGUAAUUUAAAAAGUAUAACCUCUUGUGUGACCCAUGAUAAAGAAACACAAAUAUAUCCUGUUGAAUGCAUUAACAGUUCAAUAAAAAGUCUUAUUGAACUGCAGAUAGGUAAAAAUUAUAUUAAGAUAAGUUGUGCGUGCUCUUCUGCCAAAAUAGUUGUGGAGUACAGUCCCAGAGUUACUGAUUUCACUGUGCAACCUUUAUACAUUGUUUGUAAUGGAAGUGAUGGUAGAUUUCAAAGUCCCCCGAAUGAAAAUAACUCUGCUGAAAGUGCUUGCAAAAGAAUCACGCUCGGGUGUAAGAUAUUGCAACUGAUUUUUGCCGAACUGCUUGAAAUGGUUGGUCACAGUCGAAAAACCUUUGAAUUAAGUUCUGCAGGUUGUUGUGUCUUUAAUAGCAAUUUAACUUAUCAAGAGGCUCGGAAAACAAAUCAGGAACAGUUGUGGCAGUAUUUUGCCAAGGAAAUAAUGAAUUCGUCCAUAGGCAGUUCUAAAACAAAGUAUUUAGCAUUCUUAUCCUGCACUUAUUUCAACAAGGAUAAAGGUUUUGUAUCUAACAACAUAUUUGAUGCAGCAGAAGGGUAUGUAGCAUUUGGGGGAGGUGGAUUAGCCCUGCUUGGAAGUGCUUGUCUUUACACAUGGCCAGAAUAUGUUUCUAAUGUUCUAGAUAGAUUCAAGGAUGAAAGUGUAGUUAAUAAAUCACAGUUCUUAGAUGAUAGUUGCUACCGAGGAACUAUUGCAGGUUGCUACUCAACGACAUUAGGAUCAGCUUUACAUGAGCUGUGCCAUACCUUGGAUUUAGGACAUACAAGGACGGGAAUUAUGGGUCGAGGGUUUAACAAUAUCCAAGAUUUCUUUAUAAAGGAUGAUUAUGACAAGAACAGGGAGAUGGGAAAAUUUUAUAUAGAUUUAAGUGAAUUUGACUUCAACUGGACUGCAAACUGUCUUUCUAUCCUAAAUUAUCACAAAUGGUUAAAUAGUUUUAAGAACAUUUCGCUUGGGAUUAACUUUAACUCCAGCAUGCAUCUCUUGAGGUCUUUAGCUGGUAUUCGAGUAGUAGAAUUGAGAAGUAAAGAGAAAGAAUUGGUGAUAAAACACUGGAUAUUUGACAAGAAAGUGUUGAAAUAUCAGUUUCAGAUCCCAAUUGAAGAACUUAGUGGAUCUGAUGUUAAUGAAGUCACCAUAUUUUGCAUUGAUAAUGCAGGAGAAACUUUAAAAGUCUCUCAUAAACUAAACUGUUAACAAAUUUUUGUGAUGUAGUGUUGCGCUUUAUAUUGAAGAGAAUAUAUUUAUUUAUUUUGUGUUUUUAUCCUGUAUUUAAAUUUAAAUAUACUGAGAAU